UAUAUGACAAAAUUGCUGGAUCUGCUUGACUCUAAAGAUGUUGAUGUUCAGUUUCAAGCAACAAAAGUGAUAGCUAAUCUCACUGCCGAAGAGAGAAAUCAUAAGACAAUUAUGAAAGAAUAUGGUCACGAGGUGUUGAUAGAGGUUCUGAGUAGAAAUCAUCCGGAGGAUAUUCACAGAAUUGCUGUUGGUGCAAUAACCAACCUUGCAGUGACAUAUAACUGCCAGACUCAAAUCAUAGAGCUAGACAUUAUCGAGGUUUUGUCAAACGUAGCAGAGAAGGCUCGAGAUGUUAAGACUGUAGAGAUGGUUGCCAAAGCAAUUGCAAACUUAUGUGGAAAUAAUAAUUUGCAGAAGGAACGUAAAGGGAUUCAAGCUUUGCUCGAAAUAGCGGAUACAUGGCCACAACCCAAAGUUUUUGAAGAAGUAGCUAGGGGGGUCGCAAACUUUGCCAGAGAAACUAGUAAGAAACUUCUUAUUAUUUGCCCAAUAUUCCCAUUGUAUCUCAUUCAUCAUUCAUCUCAUUUAACAGGACAAUCAAAAUUUCAGUCUCCCUUGCUAGCUAGUAAACAUCUGAAGUGGAUAUUAGAAAACAUCGAAAAUAAAAAUUCAGCUAUAAGCCUACAGCUCGAAACAGCUCUCUGCUAUUUAGCACACCUACAAAACGGUAAGUUCUUACAUACAUUCAACAGUGCAUCAAUUACAAUUGUGAGGAAUGAAGUCAUUGUGACACAAUUUUUUAGUUUAGCAGGUGAGAAAAUAAAGCAAAAGGUGGUGAUCAUUGCCAAAAAAAGUUCCAACGAAGAUAUAAGAAUUUUUGCAGAGAUCACUCUCAACAAAAUUGAUCACAUAGGUAUUAAUGAUCACACUGACACCUCUUGGAAACCCUGCAGGGUUACCCUUAGAGGAGACUUCAGGAUCGAUUCAGAUCCUCUGGAUUUCACGUUCUCUCAUGAUUUUACCAGUUUUUCCGUGACAAGUGCAUCAUAUAGUCGAUGUUUGUUCCCAAAUUCCAGUGUUGAAGAAAUUAACAAAUUUCGAAUCAGUAUGAAUCUUGUGAAGAGGAAUGAAGAUAAAGGGGAAGAGACUAUUGGUGAUUUGAAACUCAGUUUAGACACUCAACUUGGAAGCAAAAGUUCUAAAGUCUUUUUGGGGAGAUUUAAAAACCGUGAUGUUGCUGCGAAACGCUCUCUUAUUAUUAAGAAGGGUAACUUAGAAAUAGAUAGGCUCAGUUCAUAUGACAGCCAUCCAAAUAUUGUUACGUCUUUUGGUUUUGUGUCAGACAAACAGUAUAACUACAUUUGUUUUGAGCUUUGCAAAUGUAGUUUAGAUAUGUUGAUUAGUUUUUGUAGCUCAAAACAAACCGGGGGAAGAAAGUCUGCUGCAGAUCCAGAUUUAAUCAACCUAAUGCAAGGAAAGCAAUUGUGGGAUGCCAAUAGUAAUCCUUCUGAAACUCUAAUAAAUCUAAUGAAGAAUAUAGCUUAUGCUCUUGACUUCUUGCAUACAUUGAAAGUUGUUCAUACAGCCAUAAACCCAGAGAAUAUCUUGGUUACUGAUUCUUUGACUGCCAAAUUGUCACGGUUGGGUGACAUCAUUUUAAUCUCAGAGGAGUUGGUGUCUAGUACUUUUCUAUCGAGUUCUAGUAAUUUAGGUUGGCGGCCAGUCGACAAGUCAGUUACCUAUGCAUUAGAUAUGUUCAGCUUUGGGUGUAUUCUCUUUUAUUCACUCUCCGGUGGUCUUCAUCCUUUUGGAGAUGAGAAGAAUUGUGUUAAACACAUUGCUAGUAACCAACCAAGUUUAUCGGAAAUAAAUCAUCUGCCAGAAGCUAAGCAACUCGUUAGAGGUUUGCUGAACUCUAAUCCUGAAUCACGUCCUAGUGCAUCUGAAGUGCUUAAACAUCCAAUAUUUUGGAGCACAGAUAAAAAGAUUCAAUUAAUUGUUGAGGCUAGUGACCAUUUCACUGCUGUACCAGCCUUUCUGCAAAAUCUUACAGCCACUGAAAGAAAGAUAACGACUGCAUUGGCUAAGAAAUGGGUCAGCCAGGUAGAUGGAAAUGUCUUGAAUUCAAUGAGAAGUAAGUACAGGGACAACGAUUUUGGGGAAUUGGUGCGUUUCUUCAGGAAUUGUAAAUGUCACUACUCUGAUAUCAUGAUAGAUAUAAAGGGGAGUAUAGUUUCUAUUCAGACGGUUAUGGGAGACAUGCCAGAUGGAUUUCAUAGCUAUUUUGCUUCUCGGUUCCCAGAAUUGCUGAUGGUAGUGCACAAUAUCAUUUCCAACAACUUAAGAUCUGAAUCUAAGUUCAACAUGUUUUUCAAAAAGACAUCAUAAGAGAUAUGGGGAGACUCAAGCUGAAUGAGGUGAGAAAUGUGACCGGUGAGAGCAAAGUGAAGAUUGUUUUCAUUGUAAUAGGAAGUUUCUAAAUAUAAGAGUAGUAGUAGCCUAGAGUAAAAAACUUAUGCAUUGUUUGAGUUGGAAUCAUAAGUUUGUUGGUGCUAAACGUGAUCUAAUUGACUCAGAUUUGGGUUUAUACAUUUUGUUCUCUUUGGAGAUAAGAUUCAAGUAAGACAAGAUUUGGUAUUUAAUUUGACGAUAGAGUUUUGCAUUUGAUUAAUUUCAUGUUGUAACAAGUGCCCCCGGGUUGUUUUAUGUGUGUUUCUGCCCGCGAACACUCUUAGCUGCCUCAGAAUUUCUUGUGCUUAUGAAUUGAUGUCUUCAAUGCCUGCGACCACUCUUGGUCAAGGAGCCAACAGAGGC
Messenger RNA from Brassica napus (rape), 2754 nucleotides. RefSeq names its product serine/threonine-protein kinase/endoribonuclease IRE1a-like. Gene Ontology annotation, molecular function: RNA endonuclease activity; ATP binding; protein serine/threonine kinase activity. Gene Ontology annotation, biological process: IRE1-mediated unfolded protein response; protein phosphorylation; intrinsic apoptotic signaling pathway in response to endoplasmic reticulum stress. Bases 4 to 2328 code for a protein of 774 amino acids. The record is from RefSeq and is a predicted model, not a curated record. Gene Ontology annotation, cellular component: IRE1-TRAF2-ASK1 complex. NCBI's taxonomy places the organism in Eukaryota, Viridiplantae, Streptophyta, Magnoliopsida, Brassicales, Brassicaceae. The transcript has 9 exons.